Messenger RNA from Gossypium raimondii (Peruvian cotton), 1260 nucleotides. Its product is annotated as putative RING-H2 finger protein ATL21B. The coding region runs from base 151 to 1260 and encodes 369 amino acids. The transcript has 2 exons. The record is from RefSeq and is a predicted model, not a curated record. NCBI's taxonomy places the organism in Eukaryota, Viridiplantae, Streptophyta, Magnoliopsida, Malvales, Malvaceae. Gene Ontology annotation, molecular function: polysaccharide binding.
AAUUCAUUGGAUUAUCUGUAUAACUUUUUUUUAUGCUCCAACUUAACAACAAUUCUCUGUUCCUAGGCGUUGAUUUCCCAAGGAAAGAACACACCUUUUCCGUCUUUAGCUUUCGUUUCUUAAUUAACGUGAUUUUUCUUGAUUCCUUAAAUGACCCCUUUAAACUUCUUCUUCGUCUUCCUCCUAUCGUUCUUUCUUCAUCCAUUUUUUACCUACGGUGAAUUCUGCCCCAGGGUUUCAUGCGGCAAUGUAUCAGUUGACUUCCCUUUCCGACUCACAAAUCAACCCGACUGCUGCGGCGAUCCCAACUUCAACCUCUUAUGCACAACCACAAACCAAAUCAUCAUCAGUUUCCCAUUUUCCGGUGACUUUAUGGUCAACACCAUCAAUUAUUCCAAUCCUUAUUUACAGCUCACUGACCCUUGCAUCACCAAACGUCUUCUUCAGGGAUUUAAUCUCACCGGCACUCCGUUUCAGCCCCUAUACACUCGAACCUACAUAUUUUCGAACUGUUCCACCGAUUCAAAUAUCUCAGUCGUCUAUCCUUCAGCUUUAUUUUUUUCUUGCCUUAGUAGUAUAAACUUUUUGGUUUGGGGUAUAGCCAAAAACUUUUACGAUCCGUCGACGCCGGUGAGUUCAUGUCUAGAGCUAGCAGAGAUUUCAGUCCCCCAACACGAUCCAGGUUGGCCAUUCUAUAUUGAUGAUAUUCCGUUAACAUGGGAACAACCCCAUUGCCAUACGGUACCAUGUAACUACUGUCCAAGUAGUGAAUGCUCCAGAGAUAAAGGAGGUCUUUCAAACGGUACCAAAUACGCUGUGAUUUUCAUCCUGGGAACACCCAUCUCCUUGAUUGCGGUGUGUAUUAUUUAUUACAACGUUAGAGUCCAUUGUGCUGAUCAUCGUCGCCACCAACCAAAUGUCGAAAUCUCCGGCCUCACUUCAGAGCCGCAGUUAGCUGGUAUUAUUGUAAAUGGUCUCGAUGGUUCAAGUAUCGAAGCCUAUCCAAUUACAUUGCUCGGUGAAAACAUGAAGCUUCCAAGGCCUAAUGAUAAUACUUGUUCUAUAUGUUUAUCGGAAUAUCAAGCCAAAGAGACAAUAAGAACAAUACCUGAUUGCAAUCACUACUUUCAUGCUAGUUGUAUUGAUGAGUGGCUUAAGUUAAAUGCAGCCUGCCCUGUGUGUCGUCGUACACCAGAUCAAGACUCUGCUCAUUUACUCACCCAUUCCACAUCAUCUUUUUCAUCGAGACCAUCACUAUAG